Messenger RNA from Rubroshorea leprosula, 2065 nucleotides. Lineage: Eukaryota; Viridiplantae; Streptophyta; Magnoliopsida; Malvales; Dipterocarpaceae. The record is from the annotation of a GenBank genome assembly.
AAAAUAGGAAAAUGGAUCGAUUUCUAUGAAAAAAAAAUAAAGAUGGGUUCUAGGGCUUGCAAUGGAAAGCCCAAAUGUAGGAAAAUGGCAGAGCGUGGGCUGGGCAAUCCUCAGCGGUUGUUGACAGUCGUCGCCUGGCCCAGAUCUGCAAGAAGACAAGGAACGAGAAGGGAUUAAAAAUUAGAAUUUUCACCAACUCACACUACCGACCAACAAUCAUCAUUCAUCACUAUCAAAUUAGUAGCAGAAACACCAAAAAAGGGAAAAACUCAGAGAAAAGGAAGGAGACUCACAGAAGAAGAAGGACGACAAAUGGGAUUUUGGCGCUAAUUGAUGGUGGGAAUUUUCCGGUGAGGAGAAAUGGGAAAAAUGCCGGUGACUGAUGAUGCUUAUAUUUUCGGUCUGCUUUGGAAGAAGUUGGGCAGUGGCAGGAGGCAGCACAAGAGGAUAUGGGCGAGCUUUGAAGAAGAUGGGCAAGAAGGGAGGGAGAAAAACGCAGAUCGGUUGCUUCAGAGAGAAAGAAAUGGGAGCUUCCAGGCUUUGCAAAGAAAGGGUGAGAAGCUAGCUUCUCAAAAGUUCAGCAAGUUUGGGAAGCUAACCCAUUUGGAUUCCAUUCAAGUUCCCGUUGGACCAGUUACGAGGGCUCGAACUAAGAAGUUCAAGGAAGCGCUUAACAGGCUGGUUCGAGAAAUAUGGACUCAAGCAAAUUUGUGUAGGCCCAUUGAGGGAAGUCCAUGUGAGCCUCAGAAUUACAUUAGCCUAAUCCAAAUUCUAAUAGACUCAGUCAAAGCCAAGGCUAAUCUUUGCAAAACUUCUGAUGGGAAUCAAGACAACAGCAUAUCUACCACGUCAUGUGAUCCAUUACACACCCAAGGAGGUCCAGUCACUCGAGCUAGAGCUAAGAAGAUGCGUGAAGCUUUAAAUGGCCUUAUUGAGCAGAUCUGGAGGCUUGUAAUCCUAAUUGAGGAGUCUAUUGAAUCUGAGAUUUUGAGAGACUUUUCUCUUUGGGUGUGGCGUCAACCAACUUUAUACCUCUGGUUCUUGUUGCGUCAUAGACAAUGGGUCAAGGUUUUUACCUUUGGUUCUUGUUGCGACAUAAACAACGGGUCAAGGUCCUAUUAUAAAUCUGAUUUAGCUUUCCUGGAGUUUAGAAAUCCCUUGUCAUGCUAUGAGUCUCAUUGUUCUCUUUGGGGUUCUCAUCACAACCCUUCCAUAGUUGAUUGUGGCGUCUUCUCCAUACCAAGGUUCUUACCUCGUCAUAGGAGGCAGCAACAAAAUUCUCCUGCUCGACCACCACCUAGGCAGAUGCAGCAAAGAGAACAUUGGGGUGACAUAGAAGAAGAAGAGGAGUUGGAAGAGUUAAAUGAGCCACCAUUGAACUGGGGAAAAGCAGAUCUGGAAGCCUAUCUUGAGUGGGAAAGGAAGGUGGAGUUGGUCUUCAAUUGCCACAAUUAUUCCGAGCUUAAGAAGGUGAGACUGGCAGCCAUUGAAUUUUCUGACUAUGCUCUUGUUUGGUGGGAUCAAUUGGUCAUAAAUAGGCAUCGGAAUCGGAAUCGGGAGCAUCCCAUUGAAACAUGGGAAGAGAUGAAGGCAGUGAUGAGGAAGCGAUUUGUGCCCAACCAUUAUUACCAGGAAUUGUACAAAAAGUUGCAAGGGCUUAGGCAAGGACAUCGGAGUGUAGAGGAGUAUUAUCAAGAGAUGGAGAAAGCCAUGAUUAGAGCCAAUGUAGAAGAAGACCGAGAGGCAACCAUGGUGAGAUUCUUUCAAGGAUUGAAUCCAGACAUCCAUGACUGGGUGGAGAUGCAACAUUAUGUGGAGCUAGAAGACAUGGUGCACAUGGCCAUCAUCGUAGAGCGACAGCUCAAGAAGAGAGGUACAUGUGCUGGCCAUAACCCAGGGUCUAAUCCUUGGAAACCAAGUUCUUCCAGAAAGGAGGACAAGCCACAAACUUAAUUCUCAAGCACUAAUCUGAGCAUAAGAGUAAGGUUAAACCCCUAUUUUGGUCCCUGAACUAUUGUACGGACCCCGAUUUGGUCCCUGAACUAAAGAAAUCCCUAAUUUGGUC